Molecule: messenger RNA, 1420 nt
Organism: Thamnophis sirtalis
Lineage: Eukaryota; Metazoa; Chordata; Lepidosauria; Squamata; Natricidae
Source: RefSeq, a predicted model, not a curated record
UCUCGAGCGUUCCGACCUUUGCAAAGGAAUCGCUUCGCGGCCACGGAGGGAAAAAGGCAGCGUCAAUACAGGAAAGCAUGCUAGCAUACAUGAGCCUGGAUCAACAAUAUUUUGAAACCUGCAGAGAAGUAAAACAACCUGUGAACCCAUUCAUAAAGCACAUUCUCCAAGAAGUGGCACUCCCUGAUGAAUCGUUGACCCAAAGGGUAACUGUGAAAAUAGCUGGGAAUAACCGCUUGGUACCUGUGCAGAAAGUGACCGAUUCUGAUUUUCAAAUCCUUGCAUCUGUCUUUAUGAACAAUGUGUUUCUUACAGGGCUGGACCUAAGAUACAAUCUUUUAACUGAUGCUGGCGCAGCCCACAUUGCUGCUUUCAUUCAGGAUAAUCGGACCCUGCUCUACCUCAAUCUGAUGUUCAACGACAUUGGUACCCUUGGAGCAGAAUUCAUAGCUAAAGCAAUGCACAGGAACGAAACACUGUGUUACUUAAGAAUGACGGGCAACAAGAUUGAGAAUAAAGGAGGAAUGUAUUUUGCAGCUAUGAUGCAGGUGAACUGCACAAUAGAGAAGUUAGAUUUUGGAGACUGUGACCUGGGUACGCAGAGCAUGAUAGCUUUGGCAACUGUUUUGCAUCACAAUGAAUCAAUUAAAGCUAUAAAUCUCAAUAGGCCAAUUCUGUACAGUGAAGAAGAAGAAACCACCAUCCACAUAGCUUCCAUGCUGGGAGUCAACUGCACCUUGGUGGAAUUGCAUUUAUGUAAACAUGGAAUGAAGAAUUUUGGGAUUGAACGUCUGUGCGAUGCCUUGUACAACAAUAGCACCCUCCGAUAUCUUGAUGUCAGCUGGCUAGCAGUGACGUAUAACAACAUAUCUGGGCCAGGAUUGGUGGCACUUUCAGAUGCCAUGAAAAUAAACCCUGUCCUUUCGUACAUCUACAUCUGGGGAAACAAAUUUGAUGAAGCUACUUGUGAGGCAUUUGCAGAAUUGCUUCAGAGUGGCCGUUUGAACCCCACUGGAACAGAUGUUGAGCCCUAUGAAGUGGAUGGACAUAUAUAUCUUGCUGAACUCUCUCAUGGCCUUAAGCGCCAUUACUACUGGACGCCAAGUUAUGGAGAACCAGAUAACGAAGUUGAAAAUGCAUCCUUAGCAAUAAAUCCUGUUACAGAACAUAUAUGAAUAUAAUUCUCCCCCCCCCCACCCUUUCAGGAGUGUUUUCAUGUGUGCACCUUGCAUUUAACACACAUGAGCACUUUAUAAGGUGUUUGUAUCAUAAUCACGACAACAAUCAAUGCUGGGAAUCUGGUUUAUUCCAACAGUGGGGUCUCAAUGCAGCAACAGCUCAUCGGAUUGAAAGCAUUUAUUUUGUAGCUUUUGUGUUUGUAAGUGUGUAUGUUGUAAUGAUCAUAAAUAUGCUUUUUAUA